This is a messenger RNA of Cotesia glomerata, 1025 nucleotides long. RefSeq lists its product as uncharacterized. NCBI's taxonomy places the organism in Eukaryota, Metazoa, Arthropoda, Insecta, Hymenoptera, Braconidae. Bases 577 to 960 code for a protein of 127 amino acids. The transcript has 3 exons. The record is from RefSeq and is a predicted model, not a curated record.
UAAUACUAAUUGAAGAUCAAUUAUUUUCAAUAUCAGGAAAAACAUUAAAUGAAUUUAACUUCACAUCUCCUGUAAGAACAAACAGAACCUAUUUGCGGGGAAAUUAUCAUAAAGAAACUAAUUACAAUAUUGAAAGUUUAUCAAAUUUUAUUACUGAAAAUGAACCUAAAUUAACUAAUCAGCAACGAAAUGUUUAUGAAAAAAUUUUAGAAAGCGUAAAUGAGAAUCAAGGUAAAUUAUUUUUCAUAGAUGCCCCUGGAGGAACUGGAAAAACUUUUCUAUUAAAUUUAUUGUUAGCCAAAGUGCGGAGCAGUGGAAAGAUUGCAUUGGCUGUUGCAAGUUCAGGAAUUGCUGCUACUUUAUUAACCGGUGGAAGAACUGCUCAUUCUUUAUUUAAAUUACCAUUAAACUUAAAUUUGGAUUACUUAAACAUAUACAUGUAAAGUUAGUCAAUAAACAAAAAUUGUAUAAAACUUUCAAGUAUUAGUGAGUUUUUUUUUUUAAACAUAUGAAUAAAUAAAUAAGUAAAUAAACUAACAUUUGUAUCAUUAAUCUCUUAUCAACGGAAGAAGAAACAUGAAUGUAAACGCUAGACCAUUUUUCCGGCAAGGCCGACUUUAUGAAUUCAUCGGAUGUGUGCGCGAAAUAUUCGGCUACCGUGAAUUUUUAUACACUGAUCACUUUUCUUUCGGCAUCUAUGAUGACGUGGGUCAUUCUCACGUCAUCAUGGUAGUUGACGUCAAUCACGACCUGCGACAUUCAAUCGAUAUUAAUCAGGUUGUCAAGGUGUCAGAAGUUUGUCUGUAUGGACGAUCUUUCGACGUCAGUCAGGACUACUCGCCAUUUGAAUUUCGCGUGUUUAGUUUUGCCGGCUUCAAUCCCACGCAUUUAUUCUAUAAUUCAAGAAGCAGGACAAUGGAGAGACGAGUAGUCGAGGCUGAAAUGGACGUCGAUGACUAAUUUGAUGAUAAAUUAUAAUUAAUUUAUUUAUUUAUGUUCAACGGUUUAAGUGGAUAUUCUUAGAU